Scaptodrosophila lebanonensis is the source of this 3008-nucleotide messenger RNA. It is a transcript of the gene Vha100-1, whose product is annotated as V-type proton ATPase 116 kDa subunit a. The transcript is spliced from 12 exons. Gene Ontology annotation, molecular function: proton-transporting ATPase activity, rotational mechanism; ATPase binding. Gene Ontology annotation, cellular component: vacuolar proton-transporting V-type ATPase, V0 domain; plasma membrane; vacuolar proton-transporting V-type ATPase complex. Gene Ontology annotation, biological process: vacuolar acidification; proton transmembrane transport. The coding region runs from base 112 to 2691 and encodes 859 amino acids. Lineage: Eukaryota; Metazoa; Arthropoda; Insecta; Diptera; Drosophilidae. The record is from RefSeq and is a predicted model, not a curated record.
GAUUUGCAGUUUUUCGUUCCUGUGUUUGGAGAAUUGUUGUGUGUGGAAGAAAGUUAAAUAUAUUAUUGAAUAAUUGCAACUAGCGGCCAAUUGUAGGUGUAAGCUGCCAAAAUGGGUUCGUUAUUUCGCAGCGAGGAGAUGACUCUAUGUCAGCUUUUCCUACAAAGCGAGGCUGCGUAUGCGUGUGUAUCAGAGCUAGGCGAAUUGGGUCUGGUGCAGUUUCGUGAUCUCAAUCCCGAUGUGAAUGCCUUUCAACGCAAGUUUGUCAAUGAGGUGCGCCGAUGCGACGAAAUGGAACGCAAAUUGCGUUACUUAGAGAAGGAGAUCAAAAAGGAUGGAAUACCCAUGCUGGAUACGGGUGAAAGUCCUGAGGCGCCGCAGCCUCGUGAAAUGAUCGAUUUGGAGGCCACCUUUGAGAAACUCGAAAACGAAUUGCGUGAAGUUAAUCAGAAUGCGGAGGCAUUGAAACGCAACUUCCUGGAGCUGACCGAACUCAAGCAUAUUCUGCGUAAAACGCAGGUUUUCUUUGAUGAGUCGGUGCCCACGAUUUAUAAGUCGACCUCGCAUUCAUCAAAAUAUCGGCGCUAUCUGCAGAUGGCCGACAACCAGAAUGAGGAUGAGCAAGCGCAGCUUUUGGGCGAGGAGGGCGUUCGCGCCAGUCAGCCGGGCCAAAAUUUAAAACUUGGCUUUGUAGCUGGCGUCAUUCUUCGCGAGAAGUUGCCCGCCUUUGAGCGUAUGCUGUGGCGUGCUUGCCGUGGAAAUGUUUUCUUGCGCCAAGCCAUGAUCGAAUCACCACUGGAGGAUCCUACCAAUGGUGAUCAAGUCUACAAGUCGGUGUUCAUCAUUUUCUUCCAAGGUGAUCAACUAAAGUCCCGAGUCAAGAAGAUUUGCGAAGGUUUUCGUGCCACGCUUUAUCCUUGCCCCGAAGCUCCUGCCGAUCGACGUGAGAUGGCAAUGGGUGUUAUGACACGCAUUGAGGAUUUGAAUACGGUGUUGGGCCAGACGCAGGAUCAUCGUCAUCGAGUGCUUGUCGCUGCAGCAAAAAAUCUUAAGAAUUGGUUCGUGAAAGUGCGCAAAAUCAAGGCCAUUUAUCAUACUUUGAAUCUCUUCAAUUUGGAUGUGACACAAAAGUGUCUAAUUGCCGAGUGUUGGGUGCCGUUGCUAGACAUUGAGACGAUCCAAUUGGCACUGCGUCGAGGUACGGAGCGUUCUGGUUCUUCAGUACCACCGAUUCUCAAUCGGAUGCAAACUUUCGAGAAUCCGCCGACGUACAAUCGUACCAAUAAGUUUACCAAGGCGUUCCAGGCAUUGAUUGAUGCAUACGGAGUAGCAAACUAUCGUGAAAUGAAUCCGGCACCCUAUACCAUAAUUACAUUCCCCUUUCUAUUCGCCAUCAUGUUUGGAGAUUUGGGCCAUGGUGCUAUAAUGGCACUCUUUGGUCUCUGGAUGAUACGCAAAGAGAAGGGAUUGGCUGCGCAGAAAACGGACAAUGAAAUUUGGAACAUUUUCUUUGGGGGUCGCUACAUAAUCUUUCUCAUGGGCGUCUUCUCCAUGUACACGGGCAUGAUCUAUAACGAUAUUUUCUCCAAAUCACUGAACAUUUUUGGCUCGCACUGGCAUCUUUCUUACAACAAGUCGACUGUCAUGGACAACAAGGAGCUGCAACUGAAUCCGGGUACCUCUGACUAUGAAGGCACACCCUAUCCGUUCGGCAUGGAUCCGAUUUGGCAGAUAGCCGGCGCAAAUAAAAUUAUAUUCCACAAUGCAUACAAGAUGAAAAUAUCGAUUAUAUUCGGCGUUAUUCACAUGACCUUUGGCGUUAUCAUGAGCUGGCAUAAUCACACCUAUUUCCGUAAUCGUCUGUCGUUGGUUUAUGAGUUCAUCCCCCAAUUGCUAUUCCUGCUGUUGCUCUUUUCCUACAUGGUGCUGCUGAUGUUUAUCAAAUGGAAUCGUUACGCGGCCACCAAUCCAAUGCCGUACUCCGAAUCUUGCGCACCUUCGAUUCUCAUCACAUUCAUUGACAUGGUUCUGUUUAAUAAGCCCAAGGAUCCGCCCGAAGGUUGCAAAGUGUAUAUGUUUUCUGGUCAGGGCUUUUUUCAAUCACUAUUCGUUCUGUUGGCGAUUUGCUGCAUUCCCGUCAUGCUUUUAGGCAAGCCCAUUAAGAUAAUGCAGGCCCGCAAAUUGGCCAAUGAAGAGGUGCAGCCCAUAACUGGUGCCACAUCCGAUGCUGAGGUGGGUGGAGUUUCCAAUGGUAGUGCUUCACAUGGCGGCGGUGGCGAUCAGCACGAUGAGGAGGAAAUAUCGGAGAUUUUUAUACAUCAAGGCAUCCACACCAUCGAAUAUGUGCUUGGCUCCGUUUCCCAUACCGCAUCCUAUUUGCGUUUAUGGGCCUUGUCAUUGGCGCACGCUCAACUGGCCGAUGUCUUGUGGACCAUGGUCCUGUCAACUGGUCUAAAGCAAGAGGGCUGGCUCGGUGGCAUAAUGCUAACCAUUGUCUUCGCUUUCUGGGCCAUUUUAACUAUUGGCAUUUUGGUUUUGAUGGAGGGUCUUUCCGCAUUUUUGCAUACGCUUCGUUUGCACUGGGUUGAGUUCCAGAGCAAAUUUUAUAUGGGACAAGGAUAUGCCUUCCAGCCAUUCGCCUUCGAUGCUAUCAUUGAGAAUGGCAGUGCUAGCUCCGGCGAGGCCGACUAAGCCGGCGAAGAAAGCAGAGUUGAUGUCAGAAAAAAACCAACCAAAGCAUAUUGAGAGUCUCAUCGUCUAUGCAUCUAAAUAUAAUCAAUACGCUAACUUGCUAACAAUGAAAUGGAAUGUACCAAUUUCGUCGUUACCGUUAAUUGUGCUCGAUGUCUAUUUAGUGAGAUUAAUCAUGAAUUUAUUGUCUAUCCACGCACGUAGCUUUUGUGCUAGCUAAUUAAUAUAUAAAGUGUUCUUCAUAGUCCUUUAUUGUGUUUAUAAACUACAAAUAAAUAGCAAAAGCGCCCGAUGCUCGGGUUAGCCCAAAAACAAAA